GCGGGGGCGUUGGGCCCGCCACGUUGGGCCCGGCCGUUCCGGCUGCCGCGCGGGGGUGCAGCAGGGGGUGGGGCUGGCUCUGCAGCCGGAUCCGGAUGCGGCUCCGUGAGCGGCCGGGAGACUGACGCGCCUGGAGGGGAGCGUGGAUCGCUCCGACUUUACUGGAAAGAUGAAACCCGAUGAAACGCCUAUGUUUGACCCAAGUCUGCUCACAGAAGUGGACUGGAGUCAGAAUACAGCCACAUUUUCUCCAGCUAUUUCUCCAACGAACCCUGGAGAAGGCCUGGUUUUGAGGCCUCUCUGUACUGCCGACUUGAAUAAAGGGUUUUUUAAGGUACUGGGUCAGCUGACAGAGACUGGAGCCGUCGGCCCUGAGCAGUUCAUGAGAUCUUUUGAGCGUAUGAAGAAGUCUGGGGAUUACUAUGUCACGGUUGUGGAAGAUGUGACCCUAGGAGAAAUUGUUGCUACGGCAACUCUGAUAAUAGAACAUAAAUUCAUCCACUCAUGUGCUAAGAGAGGGAGAGUAGAAGACGUGGUUGUCAGUGACGACUGCAGAGGGAAGCAGCUCGGCAAACUGUUAUUGUCAACUCUCACUUUGCUAAGCAAGAAGCUGAACUGUUACAAGAUCACCCUUGAAUGUCUACCACAAAACGUUGGCUUCUACCAAAAGUUUGGCUAUACGGUGUCUGAAGAGAAUUACAUGUGUCGGAGGUUCCUAAAGUAAAGGCCACCACCGAGACAGACAAUGCUGCAGGGCUUCACUGUUCAUUUUUGUCGCUGCAGCCUCACUGGCUGCAUACCUACCAGACUGGAAAGCCACUGUAGCAUGCCAGCGUGAGUGACACGAGAGCAGCCUGUGGCUGCUGGGACCUACUCUGAGUUAAGAGCACAAACGAGCAUAAAGGGGAUGACUUUUAACCAAAGGAAUAUAUUUUCAACGUGAAUCUUUUCUUGCAUUGUAUUUUUCUAAAAUUUGUCUUCAUUUCUUGGGUCAAAAGUAUGGGUAGUAAAGAGUUAUGUGUGCUCUGUGCUGCUCGGUUUUAAAUAUAUGUAUACAUAUUGAAUAAGGCUGUUUCUUAUCACAUAAAAUUAUUUUUGUCUCACAUCUAAACAGACUUAAGGGUACACCAUUUCUCACAUUACUGUACACAAAGUGGACAGUCUUAAAGAAGACAAUGUGACGGCAAUGUAGCUAAUAUUUACCAAGUGUUUGUGGAGAUCUGUGCAGACUGACCACCUGUCCCAUCUGUCAAAUGAUGUUAGAAUUAGCCAAGGGCAGACCUAGAGACCCAGGGUUCUUUUUCUCAGUGAUGAGUAGCUCUCAGCGGAGGUACUUUUACCUUGGUUUAUCAUGGGCAUCUGAGUCACAAAAUGACGUGUGGUACUGCCUUUGUUACAUCCUUAAAACAGUAGCUUUUCUAUUCGGUGUGAUUAUAAUGGUACAUAAUGGUACAAUUACUCUGAUCAUUGUCCUGUUUUAUUUAUUUUAAUGAUUUUGUAAAGUAGAAUUACUUUGUUAACAAUGGUUCUAAUCUUUUGCAUUCCAUGUUAUUACAUUAAACUUGUUUAUAUAACUA
Molecule: messenger RNA, 1577 nt
Organism: Mesocricetus auratus (golden hamster)
Lineage: Eukaryota; Metazoa; Chordata; Mammalia; Rodentia; Cricetidae
Gene: Gnpnat1
Product: glucosamine-phosphate N-acetyltransferase 1
Exons: 6
Coding region: 170-724 (184 amino acids)
Biological process (GO): UDP-N-acetylglucosamine biosynthetic process
Cellular component (GO): endoplasmic reticulum; Golgi apparatus; endoplasmic reticulum-Golgi intermediate compartment
Molecular function (GO): monosaccharide binding; glucosamine 6-phosphate N-acetyltransferase activity
Source: RefSeq, a predicted model, not a curated record